Molecule: messenger RNA, 1242 nt
Organism: Caenorhabditis remanei
Lineage: Eukaryota; Metazoa; Nematoda; Chromadorea; Rhabditida; Rhabditidae
Exons: 7
Coding region: 1-1242 (413 amino acids)
Cellular component (GO): extracellular region
Source: RefSeq, a predicted model, not a curated record
AUGUCACUGUCACUAUCACUCGCUCUUUUUUCACUUCUCUUUUUUCAAAUACCGACAACUGAUGCAAAAAGCAUUACGGUAUCAGUCAGGCAGUAUACUGGACUACGAAGAAGUGAUAUCCGAGGUGUUGAGAAUCAGUAUUACUACUUCCAAUUCUGCACAUGCCCGAAAUCCUUCACAGAUCGGAACCUACCUUCUCAAGUAAACAAGUGUACCUGUUCCGAUGCUCAAAAAGGCAAGAAACUGGAUGACUCCAUCCCCCAAGCCAAGUUUUUCUCCAGCUCACUCAAUUGUGGCACAGGUUCCUGUAUCAACGCAAAAAUUGACAAUGAGCAGGGUGAAACGUUGUUUGUCAAAGUGUUCAUUGGUUCUACAAUUCUCACCUAUCCAGAAUUCCAAAUGCUUCCGGUCAGGUCUACUAAGAGUGAUGUUAUCCUAAAAACCAAGAAGAGCUCAAAAAUCAGACUAACUUUCACUACUGAAACUGAUAAAGAUGAGCAGAGUUCUAGAACUGCAAUUGAGAGGACCCAUUGGAGCAAUUCCAUUCUUCAUGAUGCCAAAGGAGGAGCUCUCGACUUUUUCAGUAGACUUACAAACCAGAAGAAACUGGAUUUCAAGACUCCAUCAAUCCCACUUGAUACUGAUGUGAGAAGACUAAGUAAUAUCGGUGCAAUCAAAUCCUAUUUGUUCUCCAAAAGCAAAAUUGACAAACAGGAUCCAGCCCGUUACGAUAUUUCAAAACUCAAAGAAUGGCUUGUAUCCUAUCACAAUGUAUACCGAGCGAAACAUAAUGCUCCAGCCCUUAUCAAUGAUCUGGUUCUUGAAAGCCGUGGAAAACGAUGGGCUGAUGAACUGGCUUAUCAUAAAGGAUGUCUGGUUCACGAACAGCCAAGAACAUACGGUGAAAACCUGUUCUUCUUUGGUGCUCGUCAUCUUCCAUCGCCACAAACAUUGGCAGCUGCUAUCAUUCAAAGUUUCUAUCUUGAAGGGAUCGGAUACAACUAUUCAAGCUGGAAACCAAUGUCAUUCUUCAAAACUGGUCACUUCACACAACUCAUCUGGAAAGAUUCUCGCAAGAUUGGAGUAGGAGUCUCUAUUGUGAAAUCCAGCUCAAUCCGAUCUCAAUGUGUCUCCUCGUCACCCAAUAUGUACUUCAUUUUUGUUGUCGUCAAAUAUGAUCCAGCUGGAAAUUUUGAAUCUCAGAAAUCAUAUUUGAACAAUGUGGAACGACCGGUUGCAUGA